AUGAGCGGUUCGCUGCGCGCCUUGUCAGUGCUUGCCUUUCUCGCGGUUGCCUACAGCGACUGUGGCUCCUCCUUGGAUUGUGUGCAAGGCACUCUGGCGGAUGUGCAGAAGGCAGCAGAGGCGAGAGCCAAGGAGGAAGGAAAUGAUUUGUCCGGAAGCUACGAUUGCCUUUCCGGGCUCCAGGACUUCGUCAGCUGGCAGCCAGCUCGCAAGGAGUAUUGCUGUGCAACGCAUGGCCUGGGCUGCCCCGGAGCAGCAGGCAAAACCAUCUUUCUCAGCAGUGGUGAGGUGCUGGAGGAGAACGUAGCCGACGAGUUCGCGGAGAAGUUUGCUUCAGGCUCUCUGGAUACCACAGGCUGGAGCUACAGUGCCGAGACCAGCUCGGGAGAGUCCUUGCCAUCGUGGCUCAGCUUCGAUCCCGAAACCCUCAAGCUGACAGGAACAGCACCAGACAGUGACCUCGCGACGGACGUCUCUGUGAAGGCUGUGAACAAAAAGUUCAAGAAGCCAGUCAUCGCAGGCUACACCAUUCGAGACAAAGUUGAACCACCCGCAGCACUUGACGUGCUUGCAAUCAAAGGGCAUCCGAUGAAUUAUCCAAUCCCUCCAAGUGCUUUCGGCUCCAGCACGGCUCCCAAAACCUUCGAGAUCCAGGCUGUGCCUGGCGACUCUGUUCCAAAGUGGGUCUUUCUCGAUUCGGCUUCAGGAACCCUCUCUGGUGUGCCUUCAGAAACAGGUCAGCACGUCUUGCAGAUCUCGGCAAGCAACGCCGACGAAACGAAGACUCAAGUCCUCAAGCUCAGGGUGGAGGAGUCCGGCAGCACGGAUGCGCACGGUGUGGCUGCCAGCCACGUACAGCUUCCAUCCGCUGUCGCAGAGGUUGGAACACCCUUGGAGUAUACUCUGCCCGCAGGAUCUGCAGGACCUGCCAGCACGGUCUCCGGAGAAGACGGGAAGCAAUUGCCGUCCUGGCUGAACUACGAUGCUUCUUCAGGCACCUUCUCUGGAAUUCCACCAGGAGCCGGAGAUACUCCCGUGCAGGUGAAGUCUUCAAACGCGGUCGCUCACUUCAAAGUCACGAUCCAUGCCCCAACUCCGGCUGACGAAAAGGAGGCGCCAACACCAAAGCUGAAGGCUGCGGGGCAGCCGGAUGCGGGUAAGCCGGCCGCGCCGGCUGCGAGUAAGCCGGCCGCGUCGGCCGCGAGUAAGCCGGCCGUGCCGGCCGCGAGUAAGUCGGGCGCGCCAGCCGCGAGUAAGCCGGCCGCGCCAGCCGCGAGUAAGCCGGCCGCGCCGGCUGCAGCUGAGUCGUGGGCACCUCCGGCAGACAGUUAUUUAGACGAGGCCACGGAAGAGGCCUCUCAGUUGUGCGUGAAAGAGAACGUGGUGUGUGAGCCUUUGGACAUGAAUCUGACACCCUCAAUGGCAGUCCAGUACACGAAGGAUGCUGAAGAGUGCCAGGUAAAAUGUCGUGAGCAGGAGUCUUGUGGCUGCUUCUCUUUCUACAAAGAUUUGAAGCUCUGCCACUUCGCUUCAACAAUGGCAAGCCUGGUCGAGGGCAGAGUGGGCUGGCAGGGAGGCAAACCUUUUUGCGACAAAGCCAUGACAGGUGCCCAGGAGGAAACAGCCUUUGAGCAACUGAUGACUGAGUCGUGCUUGGCCCACAACGUCAGCUUCGCCCCAAAGAUAACCCGACCGAAGUCUUGGCCAACGACUGCUGUCGGCAGCGUCAAUGACUGUCGGAGCCGGUGUUCUCGGAUUGGCUCUGACUGUCGAAGCUUUGUGUACAACACUUUCACAAAGUCGUGUGAUGUGCAAGACAUGACGGCCUCGGUCAUCAUCGCUCCUGCAUAUGAAAUGGCUGGCCCGAGGGUCUGCAACAUGCGCGUUCCCCUGACGGUCCUCACCAGCUUCGCAGGGGAUUAUCCCGACUUCGACGGUCUUGAGCUCGUGUCCACAGAGCCGGCACUGAAUGCCAACGAGGUGACGGUCAAAGUUAUGAAGAACACCCCAGAGGCCAUCGUCAUGAAGAUGCUGCUCAACGCUCCGGAAGUAAGGUUACAGUUCCUGUACAGGAAAGUUGUCAAAACACCAGACCUCCGCGCGAGGUUUAAGAAAAUGGUGUCGCACUACAUCCCGGACGAUGUUCAAGCGAAGCUGGGGUCGUCUGUGAGCAUCGAAAGGAAAAGUCCCCAGUUUCAAGGCCAAUCCUUCCAGCAACGCAUGUACGAUCGUCUCGAGAACAAGGUGGAAAUUACAGCCAGUGGCAAGCUGUUCAAGAGUCAGAUGGUGAACUUGGCGGGUAUGCUUUUCAUUGGAGCUUGGGUGGCAUUGGGCCUGGGCUACAUCAUCCAGCGCCGGCGUGGCGGCCAAGGUCAAUGGAUGUCUUGCGGCAAGGGUUGCGAGGAUCGGCAAGAUAGAGCUCGAUCGCGCAACAUGGUGGCUGUGACGGCAGCGGAUCGUCAAAUGCUUCUGCUGGAACAGGAAGAGGUAGACAUCGACUUGCCGGAGACACGCGAAGACGUGGCGUGUUACAUUAUCAAACGCAGUCGCGGAAGCAGCACCAGAACCGAGUACAUGCUUGAUUGGCUUGAUAAUCGGGCGGCAUGUGAUCUCAUGCCGUCUGCGUCAAAGAGCGCACGGUCCGAGAUGACCGGGGAUCUGGUCUUGGGUUACAGCUGCUGCCUCAUAGCAGGGGUUGGCUUCGGCAUCAACUACCUGCCUGUCAAAGGCAUCGACACGGGAGAUGGUAUUUUCUUCUCUGCGGUGAUGUCGGUAGGCAUCCUCGCAGUCGGAUUGGUCACCGGGACAGUGCUGAGCAGCCCGCCUGGGCUGGAAAUGCCCAAGUUUGAGCCCUGGGCAGCCUUCGGAGGGGCCGUUUGGAUGUGCGGCAACUUGAUGUGCCCCUACAUCAUCAAGCUGCUUGGUAUGGGUCUCGGACUCACGGUCUGGGACUUGAGCAACAUGGUAGUGGGUUGGUUCACGGGACGAUUUGGGCUCUUCGGUGUCAACAAGGAGCAUAUUGACAGACCGUGGGUCAACUGUGCCGGCCUGGGUUUGGCCGUUACAUCCCUCAUCUUCUUCUCCUUGGCAGCGGGUUGCGAAUCAAAAGCUGGUGAGGCCACCAGGAAAGCCACGUGCAGUGCAAAGAGCGCCGCCACAGACGAGACUGGCCAGGAUGGGCCAACCUCGGAGUUCUCCACGGCCAGCACGGCCUUCCCUGAAUCGGUGAGUGAAACGGAUCUCGAGAACCAAGUCGCCACGCCGCCUACGCAGAUCAUUGAAAAACGCCUGGAAACCGAAAAGACUCCGGCAUCAGGGCAGGACAAGUGCCCGUGUGAGAAUCCAGACGCCCGCAACUUUGUGAUAGGUCUUUGCAUGGCGCUCCUUGCAGGACUGUUCUUCGGAACCACCUUCGAUCUUCCCACAGCUCUUAUGGAAGGGCGCUUCGGACACCAUCAUAGUAAAGACAUUAUGGAUUACGUGUUCAGCCACUUCGCUGGCAUCUUUGCGGCUGCUUCUGCGGCCAUGGUCGUCUAUUCGAGUGUGCUCAGGGAGAGGCGCUACAUGCCCCGUCGCAUGAUCCUUCCGGCUAUCGCUUCGGGCGUCCUUUGGGGCAUUGCUCAGGUUGCCUGGUUCCAGGCCAAUAUCGACCUGGGCUUUGCGGUGGCCUUCCCCAUCAUCGGCAGCCUUCCUGGGGUCGUUGGGCUGAUCGUCGGCAUGGCCUUUUUUGGAGAGGUGAAGAGCAAGAGGAGCCGAUUUUGGGCCGGCUUGGGUUUAGCGCUGCGCUUGCCAGGUGUCGUCCUGAUUGCCGUCUCCACUUGA
Symbiodinium sp. CCMP2592 is the source of this 3822-nucleotide messenger RNA. The record is from the annotation of a GenBank genome assembly. NCBI's taxonomy places the organism in Eukaryota, Dinophyceae, Suessiales, Symbiodiniaceae.